Magallana angulata is the source of this 1959-nucleotide messenger RNA. Its product is annotated as chitin deacetylase 1-like. Gene Ontology annotation, biological process: carbohydrate metabolic process. The record is from RefSeq and is a predicted model, not a curated record. Gene Ontology annotation, molecular function: hydrolase activity, acting on carbon-nitrogen (but not peptide) bonds. Bases 450 to 1811 code for a protein of 453 amino acids. Lineage: Eukaryota; Metazoa; Mollusca; Bivalvia; Ostreida; Ostreidae. The transcript has 2 exons.
UAAGAAAUUUUUAAAGGAAAUUCGAAAAAGUAAUAGCAAUGCAUCGUUAUAAAAUGUGACGAGAAAUCCGUUUGUCUUCAUUUUACAUUAGGGCAGGAUAUAGCGCGCCGCUAGGCAUAGAGAAUUAUCAUUCAUAUUAGAAGCGCUUGUUUGACAAGUGCCCUGCCUUCUAUAUAACUUGACUACCGGUGACAGCCGAAUAUAUUCUUGUGUUUUUCCUUCUCGACGUCCAAAGGGAAAGGUGGGCAGUGUGGAUCUAAGAUUUUAUAUAUAGAUAUAUAGCUUAGGUCCUUUUCUCAUAUUCCCUUCACUCUGGUUUUCUUCGUCGACUCUGGAAUAAAACAAGGAGCUACAUCAAGCCCAUUAUCACAGUGUAGUGCGAAUAUUGUGACAAAAUAUCUUCGAACUCAAAAUUUUGAAUUAUCAGAGAAAAAUUCUUGUCUCUGAUAAUGAGGACUCUGCUGUUCUUCGUCGCUCUUUGUGGGACAUUAUCUGUUGUGGAGCUUAUAAGUCCCUGUGUGAAGUGUCAGAAUGACCAGUCAUGUAAACCCCCUAACUGUUUCUGUUGCCGGGAUGAACUUAAUCUACCGAUUCCUUUAACAGAAACCCCUCAAAUAGUCUUUUUCACGUUUGACGAUGCAUUGACUGAUGCUGCAUCCAAGUUUUACCGGAAACUUUUCAACGAGACUCGAAUGAACCCGAAUGGAUGUCCUAUAUCUAUGACCUUGUUUAUAUCACACCAAGACACCAUCUAUCGGAACGUUAACGACUUCUAUAAGAGAGGUAUGGAAAUUGCAUCUCACAGCGUAACACAUAGCCAUAUGUCAACCUCAAACUUCAUGGAGGAGGCAAAGAAACAAAAGAGGAACCUCGCUAAAUUAGGUGGUAUACCCGAAAACGAGAUAGUUGGGUGGAGAAGUCCGUUUUUGGAGCCCAUUGGCGACAUGCAGCCCGAUAAACUCAAAGAACUUGGGUACGUGUAUGAUGCCACAUUAACAUACAGCAAAAGAAAAUUGUCUGAUAAAGCUCCCACACCAUUCACGCUUGAUUUCGGCUGGCCUUAUGAUUGCAAAGUCAAACCCUGUCCUAAGAGACACCAUGCUGGAUUCUGGGAGGUACCCGUCGUUUCUCUGAUGGACUACAAGCACAAAUACGACUGUGUUUACGUGGACGGUUGUAAUAAUCCACCACCCAAUGAAGCUUCCGCCUACCAGUUCCUAAUGGACAACUUCAACAGCUACUAUACUACCUCACGUGUUCCAUUUGGUAUCAAUAUGCAUUCAUCUUGGUUUUACAUUGCAGACAGGCUGAAUGCCAUGGACCGAUUCAUCAAUACUUUACUCAAAAUGGACGAUGUGUAUAUUGUAUCUGUAGACAAAACAAUCAAAUGGCUUCAAAACCCAACCCCGCUUGGAGAGCUCCAUGCUUUUGAACCAUGGAAAUGCGAUCACUUGAAAGCCAGACAAGAGUCAGACAAAGCAACGUCAAACAACAGACAAGGAAUGGGACUCUCUCAUGCAGAACUUCAGCAGAUGUAUAUUCAGCAACGACUUCGACAAAUUGCAGAAAUGCGCAAAGAAAUUGAAUUGAGGAAACAACGAGAAUUACAGUUAUUGCAACAGACCUCUAAUUUUGUAAACAGACCAUGGUGGUCUCCCCCUAGAAGACCACAAAGCAACAGUAACAUUCACCGAAGUCCUUUUACACAAGAAAUCCCAAACGCACACGUCCUUGAAAACACAUUGGAAGAAACAGUUCAGGAACCAGUUAAAACAGAUAAGGCUUUGGCAACAAAGUCAGCUGGGAUCUAGACGAAUACCUGAAGCAGCUCUUCGAAGUAAUUCACCUUGGUGGAACAAACCUAUACCAUAUGUGCAUGACUUUAAAUAUAAAGUUGCUUAUUCUGAAUCAACAAAGCCUCCUUCAACAGAAUUAACAUCACCAAUGCCAACAACCACG